AUGAACUGCAUUUCCCGAAUCCUCGCAUUUCUCGAAUCCUCUUCUCGCAUUUCUGAUUCAUGCGGUUCAUGCCGCUUUCAUUUUCAUUUGCAACCAUUCCCCAAAAUUUCCUGCACACAACCGCCCGUGCCCCGGCCUCAGCAAUAUCCGCGGAGACACUCGGCCUUCUUCAUGUUGAACACACGAAUUGCAAUUUCCACCAUUAUCGGUGCUUCCAGAGCCACCAGAGCCCCCAGAGUAGCCCAAUUGUCCACAUCAGCUGUAAGGUGGGCCAAGGACGACUCUUCAACUAUCGACUCUUACAGGCUUCCUUCGCAAACUUCCAUCAACGAAUGGGAGUUCAAAUAUGAUUUUAUUCCCAAAACAACCGAGCCCAAGGUUCCUCCCGUGACCCGAGAGGCGAUCAAACAGGACAUAGCCCACGACAAAAGGGCCAAGGUUGAAAGAGAGAUGCAAAGAGAAGAACACCACACUUCUAUCAAAGCCGAGGCCAACGACGCUGCGGUUGUUCAUGGAGGAGAAUCCGUUGGCGCUGAGCCCGAGUUCUUGCAAGAUCGAGGCUCGAAGCCAGUGGACGCUACAAUUGGCCAAGGCGGUCCAACAAGCUCCAAACCAGCCAAUCGUGAUAAGUAUAUCCAGAGUUCCAUCAACCCGGAAAUCAACCAAUCCGACGUUGUUCAUUUGGGGGAAAAUGAAGUCCACCACAAAGUUGCAUCUGUGAAGGAACCAAUUGUAGUGGAGGACCACGAGCAUGACCAGGACCACAAUGCUGGCCAGCCAAGACAGAAGAAUCCAAAUCUGUCUGCACCAUUCGUUGUGCCAUUGGGGCUCGCUGGAUUGGUAGGAGCAUACUUUUAUUUCACCAGGGAGAAGAAGGAGAAGAAGUAG
Molecule: messenger RNA, 888 nt
Organism: Meyerozyma guilliermondii ATCC 6260
Lineage: Eukaryota; Fungi; Ascomycota; Pichiomycetes; Serinales; Debaryomycetaceae
Exons: 1
Coding region: 1-888 (295 amino acids)
Source: RefSeq, a predicted model, not a curated record